AUGGAUAAGUUCUCCCAGUUCGCAAGCGAGGUUGAUUUCUCCAAAACCAGCUUCCAGAUUGCACUCGUCUCAAUUGCCUUCAAUCCUACUUUUUGGAACAUUGCGGCAAGAGUGGAAUACAAGACGCAUUUACUCACCAAGCUUGCUUUGGGAAAACCCAAGCUUGGAUGCUAUUUAUUGGCUAUCAUCAUCUUUUCGAUUGGCCUUCUUCGUGAUUUUUUGUACGAGAAGGCCCUUUCUGAACAGCCAGUGUCUACAUUGUUGCUGACUCCAUAUGCAAAAGCGCUCGGAGCUCUUUCAUUCGGGUUCGGCAACAUUUUGGUGCUCUCCUCGAUGUACAAGCUGGGUAUCACCGGCACUUAUCUGGGUGAUUACUUUGGGAUUUUGAUGGACGAUAGAGUCACUGACUUCCCAUUCAAUGUUACCAACAAUCCCAUGUACAACGGAUCCUUCUUAUGCUUUUUGGGCACUGCUUUGUGGUACGGAAAGCCAGCAGGUAUUUUCGCCAGUGCUUUCGUCCAUGUUAUGUACAGCAUUGCUCUCAAGUUCGAAGAACCAUUUACCGCCAAGAUUUACGCGCUGCGCGACGCUAAAAAAGAGUGA
Molecule: messenger RNA, 603 nt
Organism: Kuraishia capsulata CBS 1993
Lineage: Eukaryota; Fungi; Ascomycota; Pichiomycetes; Pichiales; Pichiaceae
Exons: 3
Coding region: 1-603 (200 amino acids)
Biological process (GO): phosphatidylcholine biosynthetic process
Molecular function (GO): S-adenosylmethionine-dependent methyltransferase activity
Source: RefSeq, a predicted model, not a curated record